UGCGUUUUUAUUUAUUAAAACAAACAAAGAGUUAUAUUAACAAAUCGUAUUUCCUUAUUUUUCUAUAUAUUUGAGUUUUAACGUAUUUCAUAUAGUUAGGGUUAGGUGACUGAAUAAAUGACCUAACACAACAAACACUAAUGUGUUCUUUUUGGUAGUUGAGAGUAGGCCUCCCAAUUUUUGGAUGACUUGAAUUUAUCUUUCUCUCUUUACUAUGUUUCCUUAUAUUUCUUUCUUUUACUUCAAAAUAUUUAGCUAAGAUGAUAUCAUGCAUAUUCUCUGUCUCUAAGAAAACUUCAACCCACAACACAAAGUUUCACGUCUUUCAAGAAUAGAUUAUGUUUGGUUAAGAAAAAAAGAGAAAGUUUAUUAAAUUUGAAUAUAUCAACGGUUCUUAUUUUUUUUUUUUUUUGAAUGAAUGUAAAAUUUAUUCAGCCAAAACUGUAUUACAUCUGAUGCUACUGUUUUAUUUUUGUACAAAGAAUCAAAAAAUCAGAGACUCUAUUUUUUAAACCUCCUCUCAGCCUUCUCGUGAUCCAAACCAAGCCAUGAGACCCUCUUCAAGAUAUUUAUGCCCUUUGCCUUUAACUGCAAGUAGCUUCAGCCUGAUUGCCUUGUCAAUGAACUUGACCAAAACUGCCACAUCAUGUGACUCCUCACCAUGCCUACGCGAGUUUCUCUCCCUCCAAAUCGUAUGCACAGUUGCUUGCAAGCUAUACCUAAAGAGAAAGGUCUCAGUUGGAUUGUAGCCGGGAUUUGCUAUAAUUCCAACGGUUCUUAUUACAUUUAUCUAAUUUGUUCGCUCGACGAAUGCAAUCUUGAUAUUACUCAGAAAAAAGGUUUGUUUUCAUGAGAAAUGAAAGAAUGUUUUUUUUUUAAAGCUGGUUAAAAUGUAAGAAUAUUCCAUAGAAAAAGGGAAGCAUGAUGGUUUAUUACCGAAACCUAAAAAUUAAAAGCAGCUACUAGGUGUUUAAAAAAAAAAAAAAAAAAAAAAAGCAGCUACUAUUAUACAAAUGAUUUGUUUACGCCUCAGUUAGUAGUACUAUGCCAUUAUUUGAAUUUAAAAUGUCAUAAGAUUCUAGAAAGCAUGUAAAAUAUAGAAGUUUCCAAAUGUAUAUUAUACUUGAUUAAUUCCACGACUUGUUUCAGUUAAAAGACGAGAGAAGAAUAAAUUAAUUUUUUUCUUUGUAAUAUAUGAGUUUAGUUGUUCAAGUUUAUGUAGUUAUCUUCCUUAUUUGUAUCUUCUUAGCUGGAUCGGUUUAGGUUACCGAAUCAAUCAAGAAGUAGGGACCAGAUGCAGAUCAGAGAAUCACAUUACUCCCACCUCCAAAUGAAAACGCAUCUCUCUCGUUCAUAUUAACCGAAGCCAACAUAUUAACUGUUGAGUGUUGACCAGUUUUCUUCGAAGUUUUUUUUGUGUCUUCUAUCUGGUGAUUAACUUCAAGGGAAAUUAGGUGAUAUAACCAAAAAAAAAUCUAUAAUUCAUCAUUAUAUAACCAAAAUCACACCUUCUCUCCUCUUUUCUCUUCCUAUCUCUCUUUAUCCUUUCUUUUACAAAACUAAUUUUACAUUUUUUUUGGUAUAUCACAAAUAAGCCCUAACUUCAAAUCUACCAUAUAUUUAACCCAUAUAAAACUGCAAACAGGUUCUUUAUCCACAUAGAACCAAUGGAACAAAUCGGAUUGUGCCCCGCCCUAAAUGAAUCGUUUUCGAAAAUAUUUUACAGCAGAUUAGUCCUUGAUCGCAUCUUUUUUCUUUGGCACUGAGGCCCAUUCAUUGUUUAUGGCCUGUAACAUCCCGCUGUUUCGUUGUUCUCAUGGAAGAAAGCUUGUCAUUUCCCCACCCUAAAAACGUUGCAUAGUCCAGUUUCUAUUGUAAGCCAAAUGUAAGUCAAUAUCCAAGUCUAGAACGGCUGUUAUACCAAAGAAAACUUGGAUAAAAGACAUCUUCACCACCAGAAUAUAUUUUCAAAGUCUAUGCCCUUUUUCUGGUCAAAACCUUUCACGACCAACUGGACCUUUGUAUCUAGGUUUCAGAGUUUGUGAAGAUAUGAGUGCAGACUGGGGACCUGUGAUUGUAGCAGUAGCUCUCUUCAUUCUACUCUCGCCAGGAUUGCUCUUUCAGCUACCGGCAAGGACAAGAGUGAUGGAGUUUGGUAACAUGAGCACAAGCGGCAUUUCGAUUUUGGUCCACGCCAUUAUAUAUUUCUGUAUACUCACUAUCUUGAUCAUUGCCAUACAAAUUCACAUCCAUUUCUGAUCUUGUAGUGUAACACAGAUAAGCUUCUUUGGAUUCAAAGUUUGCCUUUUUCCGCUAUUUUAUUUUGAUAAUCUCUGAUUCUUGGGUAAUAGUGUUUCAAGCAGAGUGACAACAAAUGGUUGUAUACAAAUAAAUAAUAUGUAAUUUUGUAUUUUCCUACAUUUAAUUUCUAACCUUGAUGUACUUCCCAUCACAUAACAAUUAGUAUAAGACAUUUGUGA
Messenger RNA from Brassica napus (rape), 2480 nucleotides. RefSeq lists its product as uncharacterized. The record is from RefSeq and is a predicted model, not a curated record. The transcript has a single exon. Lineage: Eukaryota; Viridiplantae; Streptophyta; Magnoliopsida; Brassicales; Brassicaceae. Bases 2050 to 2259 code for a protein of 69 amino acids.